UAUAAGUAUGCUAGAGAUCGCCGAGUUUAUCACAAGACUGUAAACACAUCAUCAGUCAAUCUUGACGACUCUUCUUCACCUAGUUUCACGGCAGCUGUAAUAACGUCAACAUGGCUCCGAGAGCGGCGUACGCCACUGAAGAUAUUCAGUCUCCCAUUGACCUCACCACCGUUCCACCGUUUUGGAAACGCAAGAAUGGCAUUCUUUUGUACUUCUUGCUUACUUCUUCGCUGUUUGCCAGCAUGGCUCUUGGCAUUGACGGCUCUAUGACCAACGCCCUUCAAACCCUCGAGAGUUGGCAAGACCGCUUUGGCCAUCCCACUGGCUCGAAACUUGGCUUCUUCGGUGCCUCCAACGCCAUCGGAGGUGUUAUACCGUUCAUCUUCCUUGGUUGGAUCAGCGAUGUCGCCGGUCGUCGUGUCCCAACUGCGAUGGGAUCGGUCAUCAUCAUCGCUGGUGUCAUGGUUCAACUCUUUGCGACCUCGCUCAAUAUGUUCAUCGGCGGCAAGAUUGUUCUCGGAAUUGGCUCCUCGCUUAUUCAGAUGGGUGCUCCAGUCUUGGUCACCGAGCUCUCGCAUCCCAAGGAGCGUGUCCAAAUCACCACGCUUUACAACACCAACAUUGUGCUGGGCUAUGUCAUUGGUGCAUGGGCGACUUACGGGUGCUUUCGCAUUCCCAACCAAUGGUCAUGGAAGCUCCCCACUCUGGUUCAAGUUGUUCCAUCCGCAUACCAGCUCAUUCUCAUCUUUUUCUGCCCGGAGUCGCCUCGUUGGCUGAUCGCAAAGGGCAAGGUUGACAAAGCUCGGGAGAUUCUGAUCAAGUACCACGGUGAAGGCGAUUCCGACAGCGAAUUGGUCAAAUUCGAAUGCGCUGAGAUUCAGCAAGUCAUUGCUGAAGAAGCUGAGCAAAACAUGACAUGGAAGGAGUUCUUUUCAUCUAUCCCCAACCUCAAGCGCAUCGCACUAUGCUUCGCUACGGCGCUGUUCAGUCAGAGCUCUGGCAACCUGCUUGUCUCCAACUACUUGACACAGAUUCUGAAAGACACGGGUAUCGAGGCGGAGAAGGACAUCACUCUCGUCAACGGCAUGGUUACUCUCUGGCAGUACAUCGUUGCUAUCACCAUGACUCUUCUGGUUGACAAGUUCAAGCGCCGCACUUUCUUCCUCGUGGGAUCCGGUGGUGUUCUUGUCACGUUCAUCAUGUGGACCAUCGCCGCCAAGCAGUACCUUGAGGGGUCCUUGGCGGGUGGGCGAGUCGUGUUGGCCUGCAUCUUCCUAUUUCAAGGCUUCUACACUUUCGGAUGGACAAAUCUGGUCGUUACUUAUCCUCUCGAGAUCGUCACAUAUCAGAUGAGAGCCAAGACUUGGGCAUUCGUACUGCUCACUAUUCAGGUCUCCUCUAUCUUUGGUGGCUACGUCAACCCGAUUGGCCUGGAGGCUAUUGGAUGGAAGUUCUACAUCUACUACUGUGUCUGGGUCGCUAUCAUCUUCUUGGUCGUCUACUUCUUCUUCGUUGAGACAUCUGGACCUACGCUGGAGGAGCUUACGUAUCUGUUUGAGGGGAAGGAUGCGAAGCAGGAAAUGGUCAAGGAGAUUGAGGUUAAGAAGGAGGAACAUGACUUCAUUCGUGAGAAAGAAGUCUGAAGGGCAUCAUGAAGGUGGCAAAUAUGAUAGUAAUAUUACAAAGACUUAGUGUAUCAAUGAAGAAGU
Fusarium odoratissimum NRRL 54006 is the source of this 1709-nucleotide messenger RNA. RefSeq lists its product as uncharacterized. Bases 111 to 1643 code for a protein of 510 amino acids. Lineage: Eukaryota; Fungi; Ascomycota; Sordariomycetes; Hypocreales; Nectriaceae. Gene Ontology annotation, biological process: transmembrane transport; carbohydrate transport. The transcript is spliced from 2 exons. The record is from RefSeq and is a predicted model, not a curated record. Gene Ontology annotation, cellular component: membrane. Gene Ontology annotation, molecular function: carbohydrate:proton symporter activity.